AUGCCGAUUUACAUGGAAUCAUCAAAUGCAACGCCCAUUGGUUUUGGAUUACAACUGAGCAACGCCACAAAUGCAACCUCGACUACUAACGCAUACUUUGGAAUUACAACUACCAAUGAUUUGGUUCUGAUGACUGCAGAAACACGAAGACUUACAAUAACUUCGACUGGUAGUGUUGGUAUCGGAAUUGGAUCACCAAACGCUCCUUUGCAAGUAGCUGGAUCCAACACAUCUAUCACGGUUAAACCAAUUAGCACUAUCUCAUAUAGUUAUGAUGUAGCGUCCAACGCGUGGGCAAAUCGUAGUGGCUGGCCUUUUACUCUAACAAACGUCCCAGCUUCUUUUGGUGGUAAUAUUUACAUUCAAGCUG
Molecule: messenger RNA, 370 nt
Organism: Plasmopara halstedii
Lineage: Eukaryota; Oomycota; Peronosporomycetes; Peronosporales; Peronosporaceae
Exons: 1
Source: RefSeq, a predicted model, not a curated record